Selaginella moellendorffii is the source of this 829-nucleotide messenger RNA. RefSeq names its product thioredoxin-like protein AAED1, chloroplastic. The coding region runs from base 433 to 810 and encodes 125 amino acids. The record is from RefSeq and is a predicted model, not a curated record. Gene Ontology annotation, molecular function: antioxidant activity. The transcript has 4 exons. Lineage: Eukaryota; Viridiplantae; Streptophyta; Lycopodiopsida; Selaginellales; Selaginellaceae.
UUCGCAAGGCUGAGGAAGUUCGAACAGGCAAGUUUUUUGGAUAAUCUUUUUCUUACACGAAAGUUUAGUCUCUUUUCAAUCUUGUGCGACUUGUUGGGAGGGUGAGCCACAGAAGACGCGGCCCCUGGAACACCGUUUCCUGGAAAAGAAUGAGCCGCAGUGCCCCAUCCACUCCAUCCACUCGCUCCGGAGGAUGGAUUUCGAGGGCUUCCCACGUCUGCCAAGUUCUCUUGCUGUUAAGUUUUGCGAAACUGGUGAUUCGAUUCCAGGGGCUGGGAGCAAACAAGGAUGUGAAAGGAGAAAGCCACUCACUCGCAAACAAGCUAUGGAGCCAUGGUAUGUGGAUUCCUUGAAAAGCUCUUCCUGCGAAUCAAGGAUGUGAGCCGAGGAAGGAUCGAACUGCUGUAGUUGCCUUUGCUAGGCAUUUUGGGUAUGACUUCUGUUUGUCGCUUUUAUUCUUUCUUUCUUUCUGACCAUCAGCAUCGAAGAAGGUGGCGUAUUCUUUCUUAUGCUCUUACGAUAGAUGCUUUUCUGCAGGAAGUGUUCGAUGCUGCUGGUGUUUCGCUUGUUCUUGUCGGACCCGGCACUGUCGACCAGGCAAAAGCAUUUGUUAGCCAGACACAGUUUCCCGGAGAAGUUUAUGCCGAUCCAACCCAUGCUUCAUUUGAAGCGUUCCAAUUCGUCUCUGGCGCGUCCACCAUCUUUAAUCCCAACGCUGCUAUGCGAGUUAUGGGAGCUCAUUUAGAAGGCUAUCGACAAGACUGGAGGCUCUCUUUUGAGAAAGAUACUGUACAGAGAGGUGGCUGGUAAGGUCUCAUUUCUAGAGCAA